Aureobasidium subglaciale EXF-2481 is the source of this 887-nucleotide messenger RNA. RefSeq lists its product as uncharacterized. Lineage: Eukaryota; Fungi; Ascomycota; Dothideomycetes; Dothideales; Saccotheciaceae. The transcript has a single exon. The record is from RefSeq and is a predicted model, not a curated record. Bases 83 to 649 code for a protein of 188 amino acids.
UGCAUGUGAAAACGCGAUAAGAGCAGAUUGACGCAAUCUCAUUCACCACCGUAUUCGGAGCGACAAAGCGUUGAAAGUGAAGAUGGACAAGCGAAUGGGUCUGGCAAAGAAGAAUAGUCCUGGUCAGAAGAGAGUGAAUCUUCCUGUGAUUGAAGGCCCAGAAGACAACGCGACGAGUUGUGAAGUUGGAAAUGUGGAUCGUCUGAGAAUAGUGGAUUCCGAUUUUUGGUACGGUGGCCACGAAUCCAGUUUCAAUGGCGAGGGGUCAGCGAAAACAGGGAGAUGGAAGGUGUUGCUUGGCACUUCACGUGACGAUCCCUCCCAACCGCAACUUCCAAAGCUGGAGAUGGGGCUUCUUGUUAUUGCCCCCUUCGACCGUCCAUACAAGACUCUGUGCUUUUAUCUUCGACGGCCAGUGUCAUAUAUCCGUAAGUCGCAUCCGAUCAAUUCCAGCAUGAGCGUGAGACGCUUUGCCGAUGGACUCAGACCAUGUCGCUCGAGUGCGCAUCAUCAGGGGUGUCAUGGCUUGUGGACAAGUUGCGCUUCACCGAAUGCGAAGUUGCUGCCUGUCUAUAAUAUACUGCCACCUGGCAGCAGCACGAAGACGCUUUCACGCUCAUUCUCCAACUCGACCGAAGCCUUUUACUGACUUGCUCCUGUUCGUUGUGAUAGGCUACUCCGACAUUUCUGAAUAACCACUACCCACACGACACUUCAAUCUACAACACCGCCAACAUGGGUCUCACAUUCUCGCGUCUGUUCGACCGUCUCUGGGGAAAGAAGGAGAUGAGAAUUCUCAUGGUCGGUCUCGAUGCCGCCGGAAAGACCACCAUCCUUUACAAGCUGAAGCUCGGUGAAAUCGUCACCACCAUCCCCACAAUCGGUCC